Messenger RNA from Cavia porcellus (domestic guinea pig), 2657 nucleotides. It is a transcript of the gene Alg8, whose product is annotated as ALG8 alpha-1,3-glucosyltransferase. The transcript is spliced from 14 exons. Gene Ontology annotation, biological process: protein N-linked glycosylation. The record is from RefSeq and is a predicted model, not a curated record. Bases 939 to 2255 code for a protein of 438 amino acids. NCBI's taxonomy places the organism in Eukaryota, Metazoa, Chordata, Mammalia, Rodentia, Caviidae. Gene Ontology annotation, molecular function: dolichyl pyrophosphate Glc1Man9GlcNAc2 alpha-1,3-glucosyltransferase activity. Gene Ontology annotation, cellular component: endoplasmic reticulum membrane.
AACGCGCGGCGGUGCAGCGAUGGCGGCGCUCGGAACUGUAAAGGGUAGUGGCAAUUGGUUUUUGGCUUUGGCGCUCGGAGUGACGCUCCUCAAAUGCCUUCUCAUUCCCACCUAGGGGUAUUGUGAGCUGCAUAUCAUACCAAAUGGAGAUACAGUGGAGAGCAAGAUAUUUCUGGAUCUCGUGCUCUGUGGAGUUGAUGGGAGCACACAAACAGGAAAGUUUCAAAUUGUAUGGAAGACCUAUAAAGGAGUUGGAUGCGGUAGCGCACCUGUGUAAUCUCUGCGCUGCAAAAUUGAGGCAGGAGACUCAGGAGUUUGAGCCCGGCCUGGGCAAUUUAGGGAUUUAGAGAGAGCCUGUCUGAAAAUGAGAGAUCUAUGAAGGAAAUAAGAAUGACUACGUGGCAAAGUUUUACUCCUCUUGUAGAAUGUGAUGUUUGAGUCAAAAUCCGAAGUGUAAAAAAGAAUGAACUGCUGGUGUGGUGGCAGAUGCCAGUAAUCCCAGCACUUGGGAGGCUAAAACAGGAGGAUCACUGUGAUUUUGAGACUGUCCUAGGCCAUGUAGAGAGUUCAAGGCCAGCCUGAACUGCAUAUUGAUACCCUGUCUCAAAAAGAGGGGAAAAAAAAAAACCCACCAGAAUAAGCAAUAUGAAAAGCAGCUCAGGCGUGGGAAAGUUAAGUGCAAAGGCCCUAUGGUAAGAAAGAACUCGAUAGCAGUCUAGGAAGAGAGGCCCGUGGAUGAAGAGCAGUAAAGGAGGAAAACUGGCACAGGCCAUUCUACAGAUUUUGAAGUACACCGAAACUGGCUUGCUAUCACUCACAGUUUGCCAUUAUCACAGUGGUAUUAUGAGGCAACCUCAGAGUGGACCUUGGAUUACCCACCUUUUUUUGCGUGGUUUGAAUAUGUCCUGUCUCAUGUUGCCAAAUAUUUUGACCAAGAGAUGCUUAAUAUCCAUAAUCUGAACUACUUCAACUCAAGGACUUUACUUUUCCAGAGAUUUUCUGUCAUCUUUACAGACCUUCUCUUUGUGUAUGCUGUUCACGAGUGCUGUAAAUGCGUCAAUGGAAAAAAAGCAAGUAAAGAACUUACAGAGAAGCCGAAGUUCAUUCUGUCUGCGUUACUGCUGUGGAACUUUGGGUUGCUGAUUGUGGACCAUAUUCAUUUUCAGUACAAUGGAUUUUUAUCUGGAUUAAUGCUACUCUCCAUUGCACGAUUAUUUCAGAAAAGGCAUAUGGAAGGAGCAUUUCUCUUUGCUAUUCUCCUGCAUUUCAAACAUAUCUACCUGUAUGUUGCACCAGCCUAUGGUAUAUAUCUGCUACGAUCUUACUGUUUCACUGCAAGCAAACCAGAUGGCUCUGUCCGAUGGAACAGUUUCAGUUUUACUCGUCUUAUUUCCCUGGGACUGAUUGUUUUCCUAGUUUCUGCACUCUCAUUAGGUCCUUUCCUAGCUAUGAACCAGCUGCCUCAAGUCUUUUCCCGGCUCUUUCCUUUCAAGAGGGGCCUCUGCCAUGCAUACUGGGCUCCAAACUUCUGGGCUUUGUACAAUGCUGCGGACAAACUACUAUGUACCAUCGGUUUGGAAUUGAAACUUCUUGAUCCCAACAAGAUCCCCAAGGCUUCAAUGACGAGUGGUUUGGUUCAGCAGUUUGAACAUACAGUCCUUCCCUCAGUGUCUCCCGUGGCAACUCUCAUAUGCACUCUGAUUGCCAUAUUGCCCUCUGUUUGCUGUCUCUGGCUUAAACCCCAAGGGCCCAGAGGCUUUCUUCGAUGUCUGAUUCUCUGUGCCUUGAGUUCCUUCAUGUUCGGGUGGCACGUCCAUGAAAAAGCCAUUCUUCUCGCAAUUCUCCCAAUGAGUCUUUUGUCUGUGGAAAAAGCAGGGGAUGCUUCAAUCUUCCUGAUUCUGACCACUACAGGACAUUAUUCCCUCUUCCCUCUGCUCUUCACCACACCAGAACUUCCCAUUAAAAUCUUACUCAUGUUACUCUUCACUAUCUACAGUAUUUCUUCACUGAUGACAUUAUUCAGAAAAGAAAAACCUCUUUUUAAUUGGAUGGAAACUGUCUACCUCCUUGGCCUGGCGCCUUUGGAAGUCUGCUGUGAAUUUGUGUUCCCUUUUACCUCCUGGAGGCUGAAGUACCCCUUCAUCCCUUUGUUACUGACUUCAGUGUAUUGUGCAGUGGGUGUCACAUAUGCUUGGUUCAGGCUGUAUGUUUCCAUGUUGACUGGCCCUCCUGGUGGCAAGACAAAGAAGCAAUGAAUAAAGGAACUGCUUGGAUGCAGGCCAAAUAGUUAUUUCAUGGGAAAUUAAUCAGAACUUGAAAGUUGCCGGUGGUGUGAGCCAUUCAUUUCAGCAGGUCUGUUCAGAGGACCAUUCUUCCACACUUGGCCUUACCCAGCCUAGCAACCUGAUUGUCACCAUGGUGAGAAGCCACUUGAUCUCCGUAAGCAGUGAAACACAUCUGAAAAAAAAUCUUGCCUUCCCCUGUUAAAAUUGUCUGACAUAUUCAGACUGCUUUGUUUACUGAGGGAAAACAGGGAGUCUAAUUAACAGCAUGAUUAUUUUUAGCCUGUGUGGACUAUUGUGAGGAUAUGAAACAUAAUUGGAUUCCUAAACUGAAGGAAAUAUAAAUAAAAUGCCAUUUUGUAUUUCUGCUUGAAA